GAGUCAGAAUCUUGAUUCCUGGAUGUUCAAUUCCAAUUAGUUGACACUAAUAAGUUUGGACAGGCGAGUUAUUAAAACAGGAUCGUGCGACAGUCAUUGUGUCUGAAGAAGAGAAGAAAAAAGAAGACAGAGAAUCUUGUCCAAUGAAGAAGUGCUCUAGAUUUGGGUGGGGUCGCCAACUAAGAGGAGACCUUCCUGAAGGACAAUCGAGAUCCGAUCGGUUUAAAUAGCGUUGCAAACCGAAUCAGAGCAAGCAGUCUUCAGUUAAGAAGAGGCAUCUACCCAUCUAUCCGAAAUGGCUUUCAUCCAGACCAGCGUCGUAGUGCUCGCCCUAGCAGUGUUGGGUCACGCUCAGUACCUAUCCGCACCGCUGGCCGAGCCAAGCCGCGACUACGCCUUCGGCUACCAGGUGGCAGACCCUAUCACCGGAGACGUCAAGAGCCAAUCAGAGGUGAAGCAGGCCGGAGUUGUCCAGGGCGAAUACAGCUUCAUCCAGCCGGACGGCUCUCUGCGUCAGGUCACCUACGCUGCUGCCCCAGGAACAGGAUUCAACGCUGUUGUCAAGACCAUCCCCGGCGCUGCCCCACCCAACGAGCCUAUCGUGAAGGCUGCCGUCGCUCCAGCUGCCUACCCGGCCAUCGCUCGCGCUGCAUACCCAGCAGCUGCAUACCCGGCAGCCGCUUACCCCUACACUUCAGCUGCAUACCCCUACCAUCAUGGUACCUACCCCUAUGCCUACUCGGCCUACCCCUACGCCGCCUACCCAGGCUACAACAGGUUCUACUAGACCGCAACAUCAACCCACGCGCAACCUCGAACACCCUCGCUAAAAGUUCCAAGAAAAUUGUAACCUGAAGAUAAUCACAUCCUUGGAGUGUGUUGUGAUAAGAAUGUUUCGACACUGAGAGCUGCAUCAGGAAAAACAUACUCUGUCCAUUCCAAUCAGCAAAGCUUGGUAAAAGCAUUCAGUGUAAACCUAUCUGUAUGCAGCUUGUCAGAUCUUAAAAAGUAGUCGAAACAUUACAUUACCACUACAACACACCAUCAUUAACAACUUGAAAUACCAUCAUUGUAAGCUACUCAAGUACAUCAAUAUGAAGAUUUCAAUAAGUGGUACUUGAUACAUCAUUCUCAUCCGUUUUGAUGAUUUUCUAUUGUUAGUUUUUCAGCUGUAUAUUUUUAAAAUGGAUAAACGAUGUGGUUAAUUUUGUAUUAUAAACUGAGUUACUUGACUCCAUUUCUCCCUGUUGACUGUGAUGAAAGCCGUUGAAUAAAAUAAUAUCAUUGGAA
Messenger RNA from Nilaparvata lugens (brown planthopper), 1290 nucleotides. Its product is annotated as cuticle protein 7. Gene Ontology annotation, cellular component: extracellular matrix. Bases 296 to 787 code for a protein of 163 amino acids. The record is from RefSeq and is a predicted model, not a curated record. The transcript has 2 exons. Lineage: Eukaryota; Metazoa; Arthropoda; Insecta; Hemiptera; Delphacidae.